Pollicipes pollicipes is the source of this 3908-nucleotide messenger RNA. Its product is annotated as cytosolic phospholipase A2. Gene Ontology annotation, biological process: glycerophospholipid catabolic process. Gene Ontology annotation, cellular component: cytosol. The record is from RefSeq and is a predicted model, not a curated record. Bases 303 to 3119 code for a protein of 938 amino acids. Gene Ontology annotation, molecular function: calcium-dependent phospholipid binding; calcium ion binding. Lineage: Eukaryota; Metazoa; Arthropoda; Thecostraca; Pollicipedomorpha; Pollicipedidae. The transcript has 15 exons.
CCGGUCGAGCCGCGCUGGCAGCGCUGAUAAGGUGAGGCGUGACGACUGAAGGCGCAUGUGAGACGUGCCGCGGCGCGCGUGUAUUGCAACAUCGGCUUAGUUCAGCACGCGCGCCUGAAAAUACACCACGAGAGGGGUGUACACGAUCUAAACUACCACCACAAUCUCAACUACCACUCGUCGCACUACGGGUGGAUUACGGAUUUCGCGCAGGCUCCAGACUAACGGAGCGUGUUCUUCAGAAGCAUUCACCGACUUUCCGGCUGACCACUGAACCCCAGCUCAAGACAGCAGCUGGCAUCAUGUGUUCAAACUGGAACAUCCUCUCCUCCAUGGAAAGCCCGGACUUCGACCCGUUCCAAAUAUUCGAGGUGGACCAUGACUCGUGCCAAGUACUACAAGUAACCGUUCUGCGUGGGGACAACAUCACCAUGGGCAGGGCCCGCGACAUGUUGGACACGCCCGACCCGUAUGUGGUGCUGUCUGUACCGGGUACCAACGGCGGAUCGCAGCGCACGCGGUGUGUCGACAACUGCACCGAUCCCGUCUGGAACCAGGAGUUCCAGUUCCUGUACGACGCCGAGACCAACAGGGUACUAGAGAUCAGCCUGGUGGAUGCCAACGUAGUCGUGGAUUACGUGAUCGGCGUUAGCAAAGUGGAUAUAGCAGACCUGAAACUGGAUGAAGAAGCACAGAUCAAGGUCACGUUUGGAGAGAAUUCUUUUGUGCAUUUGAGGCUACGGAGAUUACCCAAUGACAGCUCAGACCUGAGGUUCAGCCUGACGUUGUGUGAUGAAGAGAAACAAUUCCGGAGGGAGCGGCGUCAGCGUUGCAUGGAAGCCAUGAACGCCUGCUUCGGCCAGCAGGCUGGACUGGUGUCCCCUCUGAAGAUUCCUGUUGUGGCCAUGUUGGGGUCCGGCGGAGGCUUCCGCGCCAUGAUCGGCCUCUGCGGCGUCUUCAAGGCGCUCCAGGACUCGGGCAUCAUCGAGAUGUGCAUGUAUCUGGCCGGCCUAUCUGGCUCCACCUGGUUCCUGAGCCAGCUGUACACUGACCCGCGCUUUCCUGACCUGCCCACCGACGAGGUGAUCGCCUACUUCCGGAAGCACAGCGGAGCCGGCCUGCUCUCACACCUCGGCGCCCAGUCUAUGAUGCGGUACAUGAACAGCCUGGUGGGGAAGUCGGUGCAGGGCCAGCCGAUCAGCUUCACCGACUUCUUUGGGAUGCUGCUGCGGGACACGAUCGUGGAGAACAAGGAAGCCACGCUGACGACCAUGCGACGGGUGCUCGAGCGUGGGGCAGCUCCCAUGCCGCUCUUCACCAGCCUUCACGUCAAGAAAAAUGUGUCCGCCAAGGUGUUCCAGGAAUGGGUGGAAUUCACACCCUUCGAAGUGGGCAUCCCCAAGUAUGGAGCCUUCAUGGACGCUGCAAAGUUCGGCAGUCGGUUCUUCAAGGGGAAAAUUGCCAAGCCCUUCCCGGAGUACCCGCUGCAUUUCCUGCAAGGCAUCUGGGGGAGUGCCUUCACCAUCCUGUUCAAGCGUCUGGUCAGAACUGCACACGGCCAACGACAGGCUCUUGGCGAAGACGCCGAAAUCCAGAAUCUUCGUGACCUGGAGGAAACGAUGGACGAUGAGGACAUAGAAGCAGAUGAGGUUGACGACGGAUGUGAAGGCGUGAUCGCAGGGUGCACUGCUGGAUGCGAUGAGGAGGCAUCCACCAGCGACAAGAAAGAGACAAACUUCUGGAAAAAAGAAAAGGAGCACCGGGACCAGGUGCUGACGGAGAAGAAGACGGGCAUCUGGGAAGGCAUGAUGCAGGGCCUGAUGGCCAGCUCGAUGCUCAACAGCAGGGCCGGCCGGGCGGGUGCCAUCUUCAACCCUCUGUACGGGCUGCGCAUGCUCAACCGACAGCCGCUGUCACCUUUCACGGGCCCCGAGGAGGAAGCUGACGACGAGGCGGAUUUCGCCCGGAUGCACGAGAUGAUGGACACGACGACCGAAAAGAUCUUGCUGGUGGAUGCCGGACUCACAUUCAACUCGCCAUACCCAGUGUUGUUGAGGCCUCAGCGCGGCGUGGACCUCUACAUCUCGUUCGACUUCAGCGGCAGGGAAGACGACAACAAGGAUCUCUUUCAGGAGCUGGAGCUGGCGGAGACUUGGGCGCGGAAAAACAAACUGCCUUUCCCGCCAAUUCGGGAGCAGGUGGCCCAGUUCGAGAGGGAACCGCUGCGGGAAAUGUACAUCUUCAGGGGCAACGAUUGUCCCACCAUCAUGCACUUCGUCCUGGUGAACACCUCGUUCAGAAAGUUCAAGGCCCCAGGCGUUCCAAGGGAAACCGAGGAGGAACUCGAGUUUGGCGACUUCAACAUCUUUACCGGUGGCCAGCGAGCCUUCGGCACACUCAACUUUCGCUACGAUUCCAAUGAUUUCGACCGGCUUUCCCAGCUCAUGGAGUAUAACACAAAACUUCACCUGGACCUCAUCCGGGCGGAAAUCCUCCGCGCCAUCGAGGCCAAGAAGCUGACGAGCCGUGCGAGCUUGAAAGACAUCAUCAGGAUGAAGAUGUUGUCGAAAAACAAGGAGAACUUUAUAUCCCUGGUGCGGGAGAUGCAAAAGACUGGCGCGAGUUCGUCGAACGGAGCGGGACCGAGCGCGGCCGGCAGCGGCGGCGGGUCGAACCCGGGGCCGUCUGGCGCCGGCUGGCCGCUGGCGGCUGCGCCUCCGGCCUCAGAGCGUGCCGCCGCCGUGCUCGAGCGGUUCGUCUCCGCCCAGGACCUGCUGGCCGAGAGUCGGUCUCCGGUGGCGGCCGCGGCAGCCGACCCCGUGCACCGGCUGAUCGAGCGGUUCGCGUCGGCCCAGGACCUAUUGGCAGGAGCGGACGCGCCAGAGGCGGCAGCAAGAGAGACGCCAAAGACGAUACCAAGAGAGACGCCGGAGUCGGCACCAAGAGAGACGCCUGAGUUGGCACCAAGAGAGACGCCGGAGGCGGCACCAAGAGAGACGCCGGAGUCGGCACCAAGAGAUACGCCGGAGGCGGCACGAAGAGAACCGCUGGAGGCGACACGAAGAGAACGGCCAGAGGCAGCACCAAGAAAGACGCCGGAGUCCGCCAACGUCCUCUAGCUCUGGAGACGGCUGGCUAGCUUAGGUAUCGGCUGAACCGUGGUCGUGAACGUGAUGCAGCCGAGUGACAAGAUGCUUCGGCUCGAUGCAAAGCUUCUAGUCGUUAGGAUACAAAAGUGUGGAAGGUUUUGGGAUGAGAACUACGGUUCCGUUUUAAUGCGUGGUUAAGGUGUGAGAGGAAUGUACAUUCCAGUGCCAUUGGGGUGUGGACAUAACUUGCCCGUUUCUUAGGGAUGAAGCAUGUUUAGAUGUUAUCUUACCUUAGAUGUGUUGAGUGUCACAUCCACGUUCGCUGUUACGGUAGGCUUGGCUGAUAACAGUGGUAAAAUAAACUUCAGAGGAGGGAAAUACAGGAUGGCGACGUUGCGUAUUGCCGUAGCGCUGCAGAAAGGGCAUUUUACCGUCGGUUCCUGGGACUGUGGCUGGAAACAGGCUUUUGCAACAAUGCACAAUAUUCCUUACUAUGCCUGGGAUCCAUACUGCUCUCUCGAAUCAUUAUGUGGAGCAUGCACCCUUAUGUGGCAUUUUAGGUGUAGAGCUCGAUUCACGAUCGUCUUACAGGUGGCUAGUUUUGACGACGUGGCACACACAUUCGUCAUGAUUCCAUAAAGGCCGUGCUGCUGUUUUAUCCUGUGUCUUGUCUUUAUUGUCCAGGUCAUUCGAAAGUGAUAUCGGACGGAUGAACUCCUGUGCGCUACCAUCUACAGACUGUCAUGCUGUACCUGAACCUGUCUUUACACAUCACAUGCUGCAAUCGGUGCUGCAAUAGUGUUCUGCAAAAUAUAUUGU